UCCUCCUUUGACAGCCACGAGACGGGGGUGGUUUGUGGUUGCGUGUCUUUGGUCUUGGAGGGUUUUAGGUUCCUCUCUCCUCCCCUUCAUCUUCUUCUCCUUGGUCAAGUCCCUCGCAACACGAUGGCGGAAACUGAGAAGCCGACCGACCUGAACAAGCUCCUGGAGCAGUUUCGCCGGCGAGCCUCCGAGGCCGAGGAUCGCUUGUCCAGACUCGAAGCUACCGUUACAAAAGAGAAGGAUGCUUAUGAGGAGGAAUACUCAAAAAAGAUUAGCAAGCUGGAAUCAGAGCUCGAACAUUCAAAGUCAGAGUUAGCUGCCGAACAUAAAAAGGCAGGGGAGCUUGCUGCGGAGAACGCAAAACUCAAAUAUCGCAUGACUCAUCUGGUUCAAGCAGUGAAGGAAGCCGAUCUAAAGCUAGAAGGCAAGGGAGCCUGAGUAAAUAUAUGUGCGAUUCUCCUUAUCAGAAAAUGAAUAGGUGACAUACAAAAGCAAAAUUAAGAUUGAAUGACAAGAUACCUUUGAAUUACUUCCAAACUCUAGAAUGUAUUGCAAACCUUUUUCUGUCUUGACACUGGUGACUUGAAUGUUAUGGAUCACAGUAAUCUUAUUGCUCUUAAUGAGUUUACUUUUAUGAGAAAGGUUAUAUUAAAUUGUCAUUACAA
Eucalyptus grandis is the source of this 665-nucleotide messenger RNA. RefSeq lists its product as uncharacterized. The transcript is spliced from 4 exons. The record is from RefSeq and is a predicted model, not a curated record. The coding region runs from base 124 to 438 and encodes 104 amino acids. NCBI's taxonomy places the organism in Eukaryota, Viridiplantae, Streptophyta, Magnoliopsida, Myrtales, Myrtaceae.